Molecule: messenger RNA, 2146 nt
Organism: Candoia aspera
Lineage: Eukaryota; Metazoa; Chordata; Lepidosauria; Squamata; Candoiidae
Gene: LRFN4
Product: leucine rich repeat and fibronectin type III domain containing 4
Exons: 2
Coding region: 17-2071 (684 amino acids)
Molecular function (GO): protein binding
Source: RefSeq, a predicted model, not a curated record
UGCAAAGGCGACUAUCAUGGACAGGCUGCUCCUGAUCCAGCUUCUGAUGGUGGGGAGCACCGCAGCCCAGGUGGAGGCCUGCCCCUUUCACUGUGUCUGCCAAAAUCUCUCGGACUCGCUCAGCACCCUCUGCGCCAACAAGGGGCUCCUCUUCAUCCCACCCAACAUCGACCGGCGGACGGUGGAGCUGCGCCUGGCGGACAAUUUCAUCCGGGUGGUGGACCCAUCAGACUUCCUGAACAUGACGGGCCUCGUGGACCUUACCCUCUCACGGAACACCAUUGACACCCUCCGCCCCUUCGCCUUUGGGGACCUGGAGAGCCUCCGCUCGCUCCACCUGGACAGCAACCGGCUGACAGAGAUCAGGGAGGAGGCUCUGCGUGGGAUGCUGAACCUCCAGCACCUCAUCCUGAACAACAACCAGCUGGUCAACAUCUCUGGGGCUGCUUUUGAUGAUUUCUUGUUGACUCUGGAAGACCUGGAUCUGUCCUACAACAACCUGCACAGCGUCCCCUGGGAAGGGAUCCGGGGGAUGCUCUGCCUUCACACGCUGAACCUAGAUCAUAACUUGAUCGACUUCAUUAUGGAAGGAACCUUUGAUGAACUUUACAAACUCUCAAGGCUGGACAUGACCUCCAAUCGCCUUUCCACGCUGCCCCCUGACCCGCUGUUUGCCCGCUCCCAGAUCGGGGCCGUCAGCCCAACCCCCUUCACCGCGACCAUCGUGCUCAGCUUCGGAGGGAAUCCUCUGCACUGCAACUGCGAGUUGCUGUGGCUGCGGCGCUUGGUGCGAGAGGAUGACAUGGAGACCUGCGCUUCGCCCCAACAAGUGGCUGGCCGGCAUUUCUGGUCUGUGCCCGAGGAGGACUUCACUUGCGAGCCCCCUCUCAUCACCCGGCACACCCACAAGCUCUGGAUCUUGGAGGGCCAGAAAGCCACCCUGCGGUGCAGGGCCAUCGGGGACCCGGAGCCAGUCAUCCACUGGGUCUCGCCCGAGGACAAAAUCGUUGCCAACUCCUCCAGGACCGUGUCGUUCCGCAACGGCACCCUCGACAUCUUGGUGACCACCAUCCGUGACGACGGGGCCUACACCUGCAUUGCCAUCAAUGCUGCCGGGGAGUCAACAGCCACAGUGGACCUCAAAAUCAUCCCCUUGCCUCAUCGAGGGAACGGCACCGUUACUGUGCUGCAGCAGGAUCCCGGCUCCUCUGACAUCACCACCUCCGCCAAGAGCUCUGCCAAUGCCACCCAGGAGGCUUCCGAGAAGAGAGUGGAGGUCCUGGACGUGACUGCUACAUCAGCACUGGUGCGCUGGGUGGCGGAUAAGUCAGCCUACCCGGCCUGGAUGUAUCAGAUCCAGUACAACUGCACUGCAGACGAUGCCCUUGUUUACAGGAUCAUCCCCACCAGCAGCCAGCAGUUCACCCUUAAGUAUCUAGUGCCGAGCAUGGACUACGACCUGUGCGUCUUAGCCAUCUUUGAUGAUUUGGCCACAUCUCUGGCAGCUACCCACCUGCUGGGCUGUGCCCAGUUUACCACCCAGGAAGCCUACCCAGACUGCCAUUCGCUGCACGUCCACUUCCUGGGGGGGGCCCUGACGGUGACGGUGGGAGGCAUCAUCGUGGCCUCCUUGCUGGUCUUCACAGGAGUCGUGAUGGUGAAAUACAAGGUCUGCAGCAGCAUCCACGGGAGCCUGCCCAGGGUCAGCAACACGCACUCGCAGACCAACGGUGGGCACCUGAAUGGCUCGCUCCCCCAGCGGACGCCCCCCAGGGAGCGCCAGCAGGGCUGGGCCAAGGCAGGGGCACCCGAGGGUCCCGAGCACCGGAAGGGAGGACCUGCCCGGAAGCCCCUGGCUGUGGCCAAAGCCAGGCGCAGCAGCUCCUUGGACAUGGGGGACGUCUGCUCCAGCUCCUGCUACAGCUACGCCAAGCGCCUGAGCUUCGUGUGGGCCAAGCGCAGCCAGUCCGUCCAUGGGAGGCUGGCGCAGUGUGCGCCCAUCGAGGACAGCACUGGCAAGAGGCCUGGGCCCUUCCUCAAUGUGGACAAGUUGGAAGAAAGCGUGGUAUAGCCAUAGCUGGGUGCCCGCAAGUGGGGAGGACCUACAUGCUACCCCUAAAGCAUCUGGGACCGCACCCCCACCUGG